Molecule: messenger RNA, 1197 nt
Organism: Rotaria sp. Silwood2
Lineage: Eukaryota; Metazoa; Rotifera; Eurotatoria; Philodinida; Philodinidae
Source: the annotation of a GenBank genome assembly
AUGACUUCACCACGUCGACAACAAGUGCCUGAACUUGAAACGGCAACAACACGUAUGUCUAUAUCACCACGAACAACACCAAUCGAUUGGAAAUUACGCUGUGAAACCUUACAAUUUGAACAUGAACUUGAACUAGAACGUAUACGUCUUCAUUAUGAACAUGAAAUUAAAGAGAAAAUAACAGAAAUAAAAAUACAAUUGAAACGUGAAUAUGAAUAUCAAUUUUCUGAAUAUCGAGCUCGUUUAUUUGAACAACAACAACAAUUACAUAAUUUAAGUUCCAGUAGUCUUGGUCUCGAUCAUAGCAUUGGUGAAAAAGUUCGUGAACAAGUACGUCUUGCUCAAGAAUUUGAUCGUAAUGAGGAUGAACGUCGACAAUUCUUAUUACAACAAUCAACUGAUAGUGAUGAACUUAAACGACUUGUCAACAAAUUACAUACUGAAGGUGUACAUGUAUUAUCAUUAAGUGAACUUCUCGCAUUACGAUUAAAUGGUAUUAAUAUUAAUGCAACAGAAGAUUCUAUACGUUCAUUACAAAAAUUAAAUGAAGAAAAUUCAUUGCUUCGUUCACUAAUUGCUAAUAUGAAUGCAAAUGAAACAAGCAAUAAAUUAAUAAAAUGUCUUGCUGAUAUAUUUCGUUGUGAACAAGAUCGUCGUUUAAUACAAAUUCGUCAACAUCCAAAUGCUGUUCAACUUGAACAAGAAAUUCAUGAUAUGUGUAAUUAUCAACGUGAUGCAUUAGGAAAUUUUUUUUCUGAAGAUCGUCUUGUAUUAAUUAAUGAACUUGAACAAACAAAAGAACAAUUAAAUUAUUUAAAAAUUAAAUUUGAUCAAUUAAGACAAACACAAAAUCAACCAACAUCAAAUAAAUUUUAUUUUAAAUAUAUGCGUUGUGAAAAUCAUCGAAAAGCUUUAGUAUAUCAAAAACGUUACUUACUUGUUUUAUUGACUGGUUAUGAAGAUACAGAAACUUAUGCAUUACAUGAAAUUCGACGUUUAACUGGUGAUACUAAAUCAAAUUCCUAUCCUUAUACAUAUAAUUAUGAUAAAAUGAAAUUUAUUCGUAAACAACCAUUUCAUCGACGUUUUGUUGAUUAUCGAUUUCGUUUUCGCUGCUAUGCUCAAGUUGUUAUUGCUAUGAUUCGAAUGCGUUGGCUUGUCAAAAAAUGGACACAAAAAUUAGCUGAUCAUAAAUAG